Messenger RNA from Drosophila eugracilis, 6335 nucleotides. RefSeq names its product cyclic nucleotide-gated cation channel beta-1. The transcript has 12 exons. Gene Ontology annotation, biological process: monoatomic cation transmembrane transport. Gene Ontology annotation, molecular function: intracellularly cGMP-activated cation channel activity; intracellularly cAMP-activated cation channel activity; protein-containing complex binding. Gene Ontology annotation, cellular component: plasma membrane; intracellular cyclic nucleotide activated cation channel complex. Lineage: Eukaryota; Metazoa; Arthropoda; Insecta; Diptera; Drosophilidae. Bases 1480 to 5205 code for a protein of 1241 amino acids. The record is from RefSeq and is a predicted model, not a curated record.
AAGGACCUUUUUUUUCUUCUUUUUUAGUAAUAAAGCGUGAAAGCAUCCAGCCGCUCGCUCACGCAGCUUCACUUCGUCGCUUCAGUCUGAGCUUGUGCGGUCCUGUGAACACAACGCGGCGGUAUAACGGUAAAACGGAACGGUAUAACGGCACAAAACGGUACAGCGGGUGAAAGCAGGGCGCUAGGUGCCAAAUGUAGGGGAAAAUUGCAUGUGCCAUUAAUGUGAAUUUGUGUGAGGAUAAACCUCCAGCAAGCCAGCUCCUUUUUGCGGGGCCAGAAAAAUCUUGGAAUUUCUGGCCACGUGUUUUCCGGUUUUUGGUUUUUUUAAUUUUUUGGAAAUCAACGUUUAUUAUGCAAAUUAAGGCAACAAAGACUUGGCCAUCCAGCAUCCAAUCUCCAAAAAACAUAUAAAAAACGAAGGAAACUCUGAAACUGGAAGCGCUCCUUGGCGAUUCUUGUUGGUUUUUUAUAUAUGGUUGCUGCUCCUGCUGCUGCACACAGACAAUGAAAGAAAUUUGUCAUCACACACACACACACUAACAAACGCACGCACGGAGAGCGUAGAACAAAGACAACGGAAAAAAGAUAAAUAAGCUAAGGACAGGGAGUGCGAAUAAGAGGGGAAGAGAAAGACGAGGCAGGGCAGUGAUGUGUUCUCCGUCUCACUCACUCACGCACUUGACUAAAUUUUAAAGUCUGUAGUUUUUUCUUGCAAAGAUGAAGAUUUUGGACCGUUAUCCUUGCCGGCAGCCGCAUAUUAUCGGCAUCUACAAGCUCCUGCUCCCCACCCAGCUGUAAAAUCCGCAUUCGCAUCCGACAUCCGACAUCGGCCAUCCGCAAUUUUUGACAGCUGUCAGCGGGAGUGUACGUGUGUGUGCGUGUGUGCUGGCACAGUUAUUUCCACUUGGCGGCAAGGUCAGCGCGACAUGCAAAUUGAAAAGCGCCGUACGGGCGAAAACAAAGGCCAAAGGAUGCCCAGCAACAACAAUACCAACAACGACUUCAUCCACGGGAAAAAUAGAAACAACAACAAGAACAGCAUCAACUAACGAAAAUGUUUGAGAAAUAUGUCGCCACAUAUGUGCGCGCGUGUGAGCAAGUGAAAUUAAAAUUCCCGCAUGCCUAAUGAAUUUGCCCGCUCGUUCGUCGUCCCUCUCCCACAACCGUUAUGCGUGUGUGUGCCAGUGUGUGUGCGUGUGUGUCGCUGACUUCGGAAUGACAACAAGAAAACCAACAACAAUAGCAGCUACAACUAAAACAAUGGCUUGCUAAGCUGUCUGAGUGAGUGAAAAAAAUUGAAAAAGGAGAGUCAAAUAGCUAGAGAGAGAGAGUACGAAAGAGCAAUAAAUAGAGAGAGAUAGGUGGAGGAAGACCGAAAGCAAAAGUGAAACUUGCUGUGAAGAAAGGAGCCAGAGUGGAUAGAUAGCAGUGGGUGCUGGGAGCAGGGAUCGGCGGCCAAGCAACGACAAUCGGGGGCAUGUCCACAGCCAAAAGGCUGGUGCUCUCGCUACGUGGACGCAAGAAUUCGCAGGGCAACUCGGCGACCUCAUCCACCCGCCUGGUAUCCGCCGGCACAUCGCCCGGCCAUGAGCUGGACGAAAUAGCAGUGGUCUCGGGCACUGGAUCCAGCAGUCACCACUUCUCCUAUGGUGGCUGCCUCGCCACCGGGGAUGCGCCUCUGCCGCGCUACUCAACAGCUCCCACGCCCAGUUUGAGGCGUGCGACGGCCAUAGAUGGCGAUGCAGAUGGCAAUGACAACGAAAACCAUGUCGAUGGUUAUAGCGAUGAUGAUAACGAUGAUGACGAUGAUGAACGAUGGCUGAGGGCUCCGGCUCAGAAGGCUCAAACUCAGGCUUACGCCGCUCACAAUGACAGGCCGCAGACCAAAACAACAGUCGCAAUACGUCAAAACAACAGCUGCCACAACAGCAGCGGCAACAGCAACAGCAACAGCAAUAAGUGCAACAGCAACAGCAACAGCAGCAACUAUAGAACAGCAACAACAUCUCAGUCAAGCAUUGGCCAUAGAUUAGCGCCCAGGGCCAGCUUCCCGGAGAUCAUGCAGCCACGCCUCUCGCUCAAUGGGCUGCUCAACCCUUCACUGAUGCCCUCGCCCCGCCCCCUUUAUCGGGAUCAUAGCUCCAGGUCAAUCAACCCACUGACCGCCUAUGAACAGCAAAUGGCUGAGCUGGAUGGCAGCUUCUAUGCCAGCAAUGCCGGCUAUUUGGGCGCCGGAAUGGGCGGAAGUGCGGGUGGUGGAACCACCUGUACAAAUCUCACUGUGGGCGGUGGUUCGAGUGGUAUUUCAUCAACGAGUGGCGGUGCAAAGGCUGGUGGUGUUGCUAGUGCAUCGCAAGUGGGUGGCAGUGGUGGUGGUGGUGGUGGUGCCGCCAUACACACAACCGAACUCUCGAUUACACCCACAAUGGCCGGCGAUGAGCAGUUCAUCGAUCUGGGUAGCCUGCGUCGCUUCUCGAUCGAUCGCCAGAGCUUUCUCGAUCUAGGACCAAAGUUUGGCAUGACCCAGCCGAAAUUCGGGCAGAGUGUCUCGCAACAAGGUUUCUUCACUUCGCACGAUAGCCUGGCCACACCAUGCGCCUCCAGGGCCUCCAACUCGCACAUGGCCACCGUAAGCACUGCCUCAGAAAUGGAUCUUCUGCACAACAAGCAACGCAACAAGUCGCGGGGUCGCCUGAAAGCGGCUGCCAGCGGCGACCAACCGCUCCUGGGCACCUGGAAUCGAUCCACGGGCCGCGGCUCGCAGGAUAACACGCUGGCCGGCGGCGGAGCCACCAGUUUGGCCAUGGGCGGCCACAACCAGUAUGGUGGCAACUACUGCAACGGCACAGAUCGCUAUCCGCGUUCCCGAUCGCAGCAGCAGGGGCACCACAAUGCUGCCCAACAGGCUCAUCACCCCUACCAGCUGCAGCACUCGGCCUCCACAGUGUCGCACCACCCGCACGCACAUGGCCCCCCCUCGCAGGGAGGACCUGGACCACCUCACGGUGGCCAUCCACAUCACCCGCAUCACGGUGGCGCCGGCAGUGGAGGAGGCAGUGGGCCAGGAUCUCAUGGCGGGCAGCCGCACCAUCAGAAACCACGACGAACGGCCUCGCAACGGAUUCGAGCAGCAACGGCGGCUAGGAAACUGCACUUCGUUUUCGAUCCGGCGGGGCGACUGUGCUACUACUGGUCCAUGGUGGUGUCCAUGGCCUUCCUGUACAACUUCUGGGUGAUAAUCUACCGUUUCGCCUUCCAGGAGAUCAAUCGACGAACGAUAGCCAUCUGGUUUUGCCUGGACUACCUGUCCGACUUCCUGUAUCUGAUCGAUAUAUUGUUCCACUUUCGCACCGGAUACCUGGAGGAUGGGGUGCUGCAGACGGACGCACUGAAACUCCGCACCCACUACAUGAACUCGACGAUCUUCUACAUCGACUGCCUGUGCCUGCUGCCGUUGGACUUUCUCUACCUGUCCAUUGGCUUCAACUCGAUCCUGCGCAGCUUCCGACUGGUGAAGAUCUACCGGUUCUGGGCCUUCAUGGAUCGCACCGAGCGGCACACCAACUACCCGAAUCUGUUCCGGAGCACGGCCCUCAUCCACUACCUGCUUGUGAUAUUCCAUUGGAACGGCUGUCUCUACCACAUCAUCCACAAGAACAAUGGAUUCGGAUCUCGCAACUGGGUCUACCACGACUCGGAGUCUGCGGACGUGGUCAAACAGUAUCUGCAGAGCUACUACUGGUGCACCCUGGCACUGACCACCAUCGGGGAUCUGCCCAAGCCGCGCUCUAAGGGGGAGUACGUCUUUGUGAUUCUGCAACUGCUCUUCGGGCUGAUGCUCUUCGCCACGGUCCUAGGUCACGUGGCCAACAUUGUGACUUCAGUGAGUGCAGCGCGCAAGGAGUUUCAAGCCAAGCUGGAUGGCGUGAAGACGUACAUGCGGAUGCGACGUGUGCCGAAUCAUCUGCAGGUGAAGGUCAUCAAAUGGUUCGAUUACCUGUGGCUUACGCAAAAAUGCUCGGACGAGGAGCGCGCCGUGUCCUGUCUUCCUGAUAAAUUAAAGGCUGAAAUAGCAAUUAACGUCCAUUUAGAUACACUUAAGCGGGUGGAGAUUUUCCAAAACACCGAGGCCGGUUUCCUAUGCGAACUGGUACUGCGCCUGAGGCCCGUGCUCUUCUCGCCCGGCGACUACAUCUGCAGAAAGGGCGAGGUUGGCAAGGAGAUGUACAUUGUGAAUCGAGGACGAUUGCAGGUGGUGGCCGACAAUGGAAAGACGGUGAUGGCCUCCCUGAAGGCUGGUUCCUAUUUUGGCGAGAUUAGUAUACUCAAUAUGGGCACCGCAGGCAACCGACGCACAGCCAGUGUACGCUCAGUGGGAUACAGCGACCUCUUCGUCCUGAGCAAGAAGGACAUGUGGGACGUGCUGAAGGAGUAUCCGGCGGCGCGUGUUCGUCUGGAGUCGAUAGCCGUCAAGCGAUUGGAGAAGUACAAGAAGGCCCCGCUGGAGAAAGUCAAAUACUUUAAUGUAGUUGCCAUGGGCCGCUGUCAAUCGACGCCUGGCCUAGUCGAGAGCUGUGGCCGCACCUCUCUGGAGGAGAUGUGGUUGCCACCCGCGACAGCCACUGCAUCCUCGCUGAUGCAUCACCACCAGACGCUCCAGCAGCAGCAACAUCAGGCGUCCCAGCAGCAACACAUGCCACACCGCCAGGAGUCAACCCAAACGUCCUCGCAGACUCAUGGUUACAGCCCCCGCAGCUACGCCGAUCGCUUGGCUCGGGCCACUGACUCCCCCAGAUCGGUGAGCCCCAGUGCCCAUGGAUCCGAGGAACGGCCACGUAGUCGAACAACUUCACAUCAUUCGAUAAGACCCCAAUCCCAACCCAGUCACACGGGUCACAUUUGCGACUCCAGUUCUCAGCUGGAGUGCUAUGGAGCGGGUGUGGGCGGGGCUGGUGGUGGAACCACCCCACUUCUAGGCUCCCACGAAGUUCUGGAGGAUGAGAUCAAGCGGCUGAGGGAACGACUGCAUACGGUGGAAUCCGAGAAUCAAGCUCUGAAUACGAAACUCUCGCAGCAGCAAUGGGAUCUGGAAAAUCGACUGGCCGAGAUUGAGAUGCAAAUCUGUGGAGUGUCAUCCACGUCCAGCGUGGAUCCCGAGAAUGAGACGGAGGAGCUGGAACGGAACAGAGAGAGUAUCAUAUAACACGGGAGCGUGCUGCCCCAUCAGGCGAUCGGUAUGGUGUACAUAUCAUGUUCCUCAUGACUCCACGAUCAUCAUCGAUCAUCUGACAACCGACUGCAUCCGGCUAACUGGCGAUUUGGAUCAUUAAACCGCAUCAUAUCGCAUCUAUCUCUCGCUUCCCCAAUCUCCCACUCUCUAUCUGUCUCGUAUUUGUGUUUCUCCCUCUCUCUCUCUCUCUCUCUCUCACUCACUCACUGUGUUUUAUAUUUGUGUGUGUGUGUGUAUGUAUGUGUGUCAUGUGCAUGCAUUCCAAAUUGCCUUAAAAAACUAUAAAAAUAUAAAUCAAAUAAACAUAACCAGGAGCAGCAGCAGCUAUACAGCAGCAGGAGGAUCGGAAGGACCAGGAGGCGGAGGAACAAGAGCGACCACUCGAAACUGAAACGGGGACUCAGACCUGUGCCAAGUACUUCUCGCUUUAGAGAGAACCCUUAAGAGAGAUUGAGAUAGAGAGGAGGGGAGGACAGGGCGCCAGAUAACCCCCGAAGAUGUGCAAUUAAUAUCUCUUAUGAUCACGCGACACCAAAAGUAAAAGUAAAAAAGCUAAAAUAAAGCCGAAAAGUGGCACUGCCAAACCGAAAAAAUUGUCUGUAAAUAGAAAGAAGAGAAAAAGAAGAAAGUACUUCAGAUCAAAAUAUAAAAAAAGGAUUGUAAUUGGUUUAUUUAUGCACGAGAGAGAUCGGAAAAGCUUUAAUAGAGAUUAUCCGAGUGAACUUUUUCCAGAAACCCUAAAAAACAACUUGUUACCCAAACACUUACACUUUUUCCAUACUAAGCUCAGAAAUAGAUUGAGAUUUACAUAGAAUAUCAUUAGGCCUAGACGCUCUUCGCUCCUUUUAAAUGGUUACUAAGCCAAACCGAAACGGGUACUCGAAUUCCCAUUGUAAAUACUCUCGCUCUAGGAACUCAAUUAGCAUUAUGGUCAAUGACAUAGGUACGGAUCAUCUGAAAAGCCCGAAAAACAAAAAAACCGAAUAACUAAAAGAUUACUUUAACUCAUGAGUGUAACAAAUGAAUCGUAUAUCUAUUGUAAUAUUUGCUAAUUGUAAUUCGAAACCAAAAACAAAACGGAAAUAAAAUUUACUAGAUGUGUA